AUGGCCAGAGAAAUCAAAGAUAUAAAAGAAUUCGUUGAAUUAGCUAGAAGAUCAGAUAUCAAAUCAGCUGUUGUUAAAGUCAACACCAAAAUCAAUGCUAAUGGUAAAAAAUUCAAACAAACUAAAUUUAAAGUAAGAGGUGCUAGAUAUCAAUAUACUUUAGUAGUAAACGAUGCUACUAAAGCUAAAAAAUUACAACAAUCAUUACCACCAACCUUAGAUGUCAAAAACUUAUAA
Molecule: messenger RNA, 237 nt
Organism: Lodderomyces jiufengensis
Lineage: Eukaryota; Fungi; Ascomycota; Pichiomycetes; Serinales; Debaryomycetaceae
Gene: RPL38
Product: 60S ribosomal protein eL38
Exons: 1
Coding region: 1-237 (78 amino acids)
Biological process (GO): translation; protein-RNA complex assembly
Cellular component (GO): ribosome; cytosolic large ribosomal subunit
Molecular function (GO): structural constituent of ribosome
Source: RefSeq, a predicted model, not a curated record